This is a messenger RNA of Motacilla alba alba, 7120 nucleotides long. RefSeq names its product kelch like family member 5 (gene KLHL5). Gene Ontology annotation, molecular function: protein binding. The coding region runs from base 3522 to 5648 and encodes 708 amino acids. The record is from RefSeq and is a predicted model, not a curated record. NCBI's taxonomy places the organism in Eukaryota, Metazoa, Chordata, Aves, Passeriformes, Motacillidae. The transcript has 11 exons.
UUUUGAGAAGGGCAAUUUCUAAAGCUGUCAUGCUAUGUUCUUGGUGUUACCCAUUUACACAGUUGCAGAUUAACAUACAGCAUUUAUUUAGAUGUUUCUUUUUGUUCACAAGCCAGAAUCUGGGAAACUCUCUCCCACUGCUAACUGCAGGGAUUUAUAGCUUUGUGAAGUUCUUCAUAUGAGAGAAAUUAUGUGCUUAAAUGUUCAGGUGUUCCACUUGAAGGAAUAUCAGUCUGUUCAAUUAAAAAUCAGAGUUCUCAAAAUUGUUUUCACAGUAAGCUUACACAGCCCUGUUAAUAUGAACUGAAUUAUGUUCUCAAAGGUGACAGUGUACUUGUAUUUGAAAUGUUAUUUUGAUUCACCACAAAAUAGAAACUGCAACAGUGCUCAAGGUCAGAAAAAAUGGAUAUAAGCACUGUUGUUUUCUCAAUAAAUGUAAACUUUUGCCUUAGUAGAUGAAAAAGCAUUUCAGAAUCCUUGCCAAGUCUGUGUAUACUGUGCUUGACUAGGAUGGGUUUUAGCAGGUUUCUCAAAAAUGUGUUAGUGUUUUAGAAGGAUGUGUGAUGGGAGGCCAUAGACGGUGGGCAUUUGGCUUUGUGAGCACCAAUCACCAGGUGAGACGCCAGCCAUGCAGUCUGGGUGAUCGUAGUCAGUGGAAGUCCUAACAGUCCAUUGGUGGAGAUCUCCUCAAAAGUCUGGUAACUCCUGGCUGGAGAUCUGAUAAAAGGGAUCACAUUAUUGAUAGUAACAAAGAUUGUCCAGAACAAGAGGCCCUCAGUUAUUUCUGAGGAAUACUGUCAGUUUAAAUUGAAGAAUUCACUGUCACUUGUCUUAUCUUGUCAUCUAUAAUACAAAUAGUCCUAUGAAACAGAGAAAUAUUUUCGAUAUUUAUGCUGUCAGUCUUAGAACUGUAAUUUUGAGAGUGUGUAGAAGAGCAAGAAUUUCUUUAAUCUAGAAAAAUGAAAGAGAAUAGAAAACAGUUUUGUGGUUUGGUCCGUUAAAACUACAGCACAUUUUGUUUUCUAAUCUCUGUUUGAGCCCAUAGCUUCACAGCCAAAGAAAAGCAGUAAUUGGGCUGGUUUUGCCAGUAAAUCAAUGAAAAGUGCUGGAAAAGCACUAGAAUCGCAAAUCUGCCACUGUCUUAGCAGACUUGUACUGGGACAGCUUGAAUUUUAAAUGAGUCUGUUACACAAGAAUGAGAAUGCAGGUCAGUCCUUAUGUAUAAUGGAUUUACCAUACCAGCAGAAAUAAAGUUAUUUAAAGCUUACUUUUUAUAGUUGGAUGGAUAAUUAAAAUAUUACUGGUUUGAUGAAUGUUAACAAAUACACCAGUUGCUUGUCCUAUUUCUUCACCCUCGAUGAACACUCAGCACCAAUAUAAAACAGAAGGAGAGGCUAAAUAAAAAGAUGCCAUUUUGUUUUUACUUCUUAAGCCUUACUCCAGUUUCACUCAAUUUGCAGUUACACACAUGACAGUAUUUGAACACUAUAGUUAAGUGUUUAAUAAUUAGCUAUAUAUAUAUACCAGAUGAGUGGGGUCUGCAUGUCAUAUCAUUUUGGUAAAACAUCCAUGCAGUUUUCAUGCUAAUAUAUUAAAACAUUGAUCCUUUCUUAAAUAUUUCCCUAUCUUUCUGUGUUUAAAUUAAAUCCCCAGGAAAGAUGGUAAGAGCUUUAUAGAUUUACCUACUUAAUCAUCUUGCAUUCGAUGUUUCUUCAGCUGUUUUCUGGAUAUGCUGCAAAGGUCUUUGGCUUCUGGUAGGCCAGGAUGCCAGCAGGGUGCACACUCUGAAAUGCAUCUCUGUGGAAACAGCUGGAAUGCAGUUUCUGUAGAAAUGAGCUUUUGGUAGCCUCUGUGAGAAGCACUUAGAUCAAUAACUGUGCUCUGGGCAAUGAACGGUGAGCUUUCCAGGUUAAAACUAGCACUUACAGCAUUGUGUUUCUUCAGAAGAUAGCAUGAUAUUCUCCUGGCAAUGAGUUUGAAACAGCAUUUGGGUUUUGGGUGGUAAAAUUUGGCACUGCUUAAGUUUUCAUGUGGACUCUGCAUAUAGCUUGUUUUAAAAAAUACUGCAGGUAUCCUAAUUACAAGAUGCCACAUUUUGGAGUUCAUCAUGUUAAUCUGAGAGUGGCUUUCACUUUUGAUGAAAACUGUAGGGCAGUUAAGAAGCACUUGUACAAUUGUUGUGUAUAUAUCCUGGAGAGUUGAAUAGAGUUGUAAAGUUUGAAAACAUAGAUCUUUGUAUCAAGGACUGAUAAAAUACAGUGCCUCUUUUUUGUUAUAAAAUUGUUAUUACAAUUUGCAUGUGACUGAAAUUAAUCUCAGCAUUUUAUACCUAACUAGCUUCAUGUGUCAGAGAUGAAAUAGGCUGGUUUUCAUGGGAACUGUAAAUUGGUCAUUGUGCUGUUUGUGAAUAAAUGUAUAUAAUAUCAGAGAAUAUCAGUGUAGUAAUAGGCUUUCUAGGCCAUUCAUAGGAAUGGCUAUUCGUCAUUUGAGUAAAAACUUUUGCUGGACAUUGUAAGAUGUUAUGUAAAUUAGCAGUCCUAGAGGGAGUUCUGUCUCAAGAGUAUGCAUCUCUCUUUUUCACUGUUCCAUCACAGUACUUCUAAUGUGAUGUGGAACAGCUGAUAGUAUAUUAUUAGAAAGAAGCAUUUUGAGCAGUCAUCUUACGUUGUUUAUUUUGCAGGGGUUUGUCUGGUGUCUUGCAGUGAUUGUUUUUUUCUUGCUUUCUGUUUUAGUGGUGUAUAAGUGAAUGGAAACCAUUAGCUCAUUUCAGAUAGAAAUUUUCAGUUACUGCAGACCUAGAUUUGAAUCAAAGCACAUCAAGAUGAAAGGCUUAAUAGCCUCCACUACUAGUCCCUUGAGCCUUCCGAGGCUGUUCUUGUCCUUUUUAAGUUCAUUCAUGUCCUGUAAUGGGAAAAAGAAUUAUUUACAGUUCAGUUUCUCCCCAGCAUAAUCAGUUAUCUUUGAGUUGGCUUUGAUUCUUCUCUGUAAAAUUUUUUAGCAGCAUAGAAGGAAUUUAAUUUGAUUUCUGCACUUUUUUCCCCUCUGUAGCAGCAAGAGUUAACUGAAUAAGAAACAGAUUGUAAGAUGCAGUAUAGAAAUUGCAGUUUGCUGUCAUUUCUGCUUUAAGAAAAGGGGGUGGUAUUGAAAGGGCUUGAAAGGGCUUUAAUGAAUAUUGUUUAGUGUUUUUGAAACCUAAUGGUCAGAGGCAGCAACAGAAACAGCCUCAGAGCUUUUAGGGAGAAGUGAUUAGCAUUUUUCUUGAUGGAGGGGAUUGUUUCACCUCCUCUUUUAUGUCAGCGUUUUUCACUGUCUGUUGCCUUUUGUUUAUAUUCAAAUGACAUACCGUUAAAGAAGCCUUUUUUGUGUGAUUGCAAUGCUUUUUCCCCUCCUUCUGUAGAAAAUCUGCUUGCCACAGACAGGCAGAGCAUGUGUUUCUCUUGUCUUGGUUGGGUGCACAAAUCUUCUUUUAUGUGUGCUGCUUCUUACCCUGUUGCCUAGACGAUCACUGGCUUUCACUAAGAAUGUCUGGUUCUCGUAAAGAGUUUGACGUGAAGCAGAUUUUGAAAAUCAGAUGGAGGUGGUUUGGUCAUCAGGCAUCAGCCCCAAACUCUGCAAUUGAAAAUCAUCAGGGAGACUUCUGGAACAGAGGAGAAAAUGUAACAACUGGUGGCAGGAAGUUUUUAGAUUUGGGUAACUUACCUUUAACAUCAGUUGGUUAUAGAAGGUCCAGCCAACAGGAUUUCCAGAAUUCACCUCUUUGGCCAAUGGCAUCCACCUCAGAAAUCCCUUCAUUUGAAUUCUCAGCAGAAGACUGUGGAGGUGCACGUUGGCUUGACAGACAAGAAACAGAUGAUAGAGCAAGUGAAGAAGAAAAUGAAUCGGACAGCAGCUCGUGCAGCAGAACCUCCAACAGCAGUCACACCUUAUCAUCUUGUCAGACAAUGGAGCCCUGUACUUCAGAUGAAUUUUUUCAGGCUCUCAACCAUGCUGAACAAACUUUUAAAAAGAUGGAGAAUUAUCUUAGACACAAUCAGCUGUGUGAUGUGGUGUUAGUUGCUGGUGAUCGUAGAAUUCCAGCUCACAGAUUGGUUCUCUCCUCUGUUUCGGACUACUUUGCAGCCAUGUUCACUAAUGAUGUAAGGGAAGCAAGACAGGAAGAAAUCAAGAUGGAAGGUGUGGAGCCAAAGGCAUUGUGGGCUCUGGUUCAAUAUGCAUAUACAGGUCGCCUUGAAUUAAAAGAAGAUAACAUUGAGUGCCUGUUGUCUACAGCCUGCCUUCUUCAGCUCUCUCAGGUUGUAGAAGCAUGCUGUAAAUUCCUAAUGAAGCAGCUUCACCCAUCCAAUUGCCUUGGAAUCCGAUCUUUUGCUGAUGCACAGGGUUGCACUGACUUGCACAAGGUGGCUCACAAUUACACUAUGGAAAACUUCAUGGAAGUAAUUAGAAAUCAGGAAUUUCUGUUAUUGCCAGCCACUGAAAUUGCUAAGCUUUUAGCAAGUGAUGACAUGAAUAUUCCUAAUGAAGAAACUAUACUGAAUGCACUACUUACGUGGGUUCGACACGAUUUGGAACAGAGAAGGAAAGAUCUCAGUAAACUCCUGGCUUACAUUAGACUGCCUCUGCUUGCUCCACAAUUUUUGGCAGACAUGGAGAACAACGCACUCUUUAGGGAUGACAUUGAAUGUCAAAAACUCAUUAUGGAAGCAAUGAAGUACCAUCUGUUGCCAGAGAGACGACCUAUGUUGCAAAGCCCUCGCACCAAACCUAGAAAAUCUACAGUGGGCGUUUUGUUUGCAGUUGGAGGAAUGGAUGCAACAAAAGGAGCUACAAGCAUUGAAAAAUACGAACUUCGUACCAACACAUGGACUCCAGUUGCAAACAUGAAUGGACGAAGAUUACAGUUUGGAGUUGCAGUCUUAGAUGAUAAAUUGUUUGUUGUUGGUGGCAGAGAUGGACUGAAAACAUUGAAUACUGUGGAGUGCUACAACCCUAGAUCAAAAACUUGGAGUGUUAUGCCACCGAUGUCCACUCAUCGUCACGGUCUUGGAGUAGCUGUACUGGAAGGGCCCAUGUAUGCCGUAGGAGGACAUGAUGGCUGGAGCUACCUGAACACAGUAGAAAGAUGGGAUCCACAGGCUCGUCAGUGGAACUUCGUAGCUAGCAUGUCAACUCCCAGGAGCACCGUUGGUGUAGCAAUAUUAAAUGGAAAGCUUUAUGCAGUUGGUGGUCGAGAUGGAAGUUCCUGUCUUAAGUCAGUAGAAUGUUUUGAUCCUCAUACAAACAAAUGGACUCUCUGUGCUCAGAUGUCAAAAAGAAGAGGUGGUGUAGGUGUAACCACCUGGAACGGGUUCUUGUAUGCAAUAGGUGGUCACGAUGCUCCAGCAUCCAACUUAACGUCCAGGCUGUCAGACUGCGUAGAAAGGUAUGAUCCCAAAACAGACAUGUGGACUGCUGUGGCCUCUAUGAGCAUUAGCAGAGAUGCAGUGGGAGUGUGUCUUCUUGGUGACAAGUUGUAUGCUGUUGGAGGUUAUGAUGGGCAAACAUAUCUUAAUACCGUGGAGUCUUAUGAUCCCCAGACAAAUGAAUGGACACAGGUUGCACCACUGUGCUUAGGAAGAGCUGGAGCAUGUGUUGUGACUGUAAAACUCUGAAUUACUUUCUCUGGGAAGGUGACAUUCUGUGUGGACUCAGAGGAUUACUUUUUCCUCAAGCAAACUCCGAGUGCACCAAUCAACACCAGGUGCAGGAUAUCUACCACAGCGAAGUGUUUGGUCUGAAGCUGACAUGAUGUUCUUAUGGACCAAUAUUAAGCACUUUUAAAAAACUUUUGUUAUGCAUAUGUUACAAGAAUUCUACUUGUAAGAACGUCAACUGCAACCUGCCAAUUGGCAGUAGAGGACUUCUAGUUAGGAAGUACUAAGAAAAUGAGUGAACUCACUAUAAUAAUCAAAUGUUAUGGUUCCGGGGCCUUGAUUUCCCCAAAUGCAGAGCAAUGAUGCUAUAAAUUGAUAUACUUUGAUAUAAUUGGGUCUGUCUCUGGAUGAAACAAGUUAGAGGAUUGGACCCCAUAAAUUUAAUUUGCCUGUAAUAAAUGCAAAUAGGUAUCUGAGUAACUACACGGCAGGCUAACAAACCAAUGCAAACUAUUGUAAAUGGCAGGUGUAAUGUCUGCCUUGGAAAUGAAGUUGUGUAUUUGGUGAAUCUUUUGCACUUUUUAGCAUCAUUCCUAGUUUAGCAAACUUUUUAUUUAACCAAAGCCUUAUUUUAAAUAUUGUCUUAUGCUAACAGAAACCUGCUAUUUAAUAAUUUCUGACAGUUAUUUUUGACAUCCAGUAUACUUUUUGGAUUUUCAAAGUUGUUAUGCAAGAUGCAGAACAUCAUACCUUUUUCUCUGCUUUGGUUCUUGUAUUUACUUUGCUGUUUGUAUGCAUUAUUGGAAGAAUUCUAAAGUGUGAUUAACAAUUAACCAAUCUAAGUUUAAUAUUUGCACUUUGGAAUUUUUGAAGCAUUCCAUUCCAUCUAGACUAAUUACAUUUUUAAAUGAGGCUUUGCACUACUAUGAGAAGUAUAAUUUUAUAAGAUGAAGAAAUUGUCUGUCUUUCCUGUAAGGUUAUUUAAAAAUGUAAAGGGCCCAAUCCUGCCAGAUGCUCAGCUGCCACCAUUUAAGCAUGUUCAGCAUCUUACAGGACACUGAAAUAUUCCUCGCAGGGCUGUAUCAAAUUAGUUACCUUAUUUAACAGUUAUCUAAUUUUUUAAGAUACUUCAUAAUUUGCCUUUCUCGAGCCCUCUGCUGUUACACCGAAUUGCUUUGAACCUAAAUGUUCUCGGGAGAAGCCUUUUUUUUGUAUUUGCUUUUACGUGCCUUGUCCCUUACGUUCUCCGAACAGCACCACGCGUAAAAAAAACAGGAAGAUGUGAACUCAUUGAAUGUUUUGGGUUUGGUUUGUUUGGGUUUUUUAAAAAAAAAAAAAGUUUUAAGUGCCCGAUACCCAAAGUCCUUUGUACAUUUGUAAUUUUAAACGUGUGUUUUAACGCUCUCGGCGAACUAUUUAUUGUUUUAAAAGAAAUCGGUGACACUUUGUGAUGAAGCUUUGCAGUUGGAAUACAGCUGAUCUCAAGAGGC